Chondrus crispus (carragheen) is the source of this 3374-nucleotide messenger RNA. RefSeq lists its product as hypothetical. The coding region runs from base 1 to 3276 and encodes 1091 amino acids. Gene Ontology annotation, cellular component: Golgi apparatus. The record is from RefSeq and is a predicted model, not a curated record. Gene Ontology annotation, molecular function: serine-type endopeptidase activity. Gene Ontology annotation, biological process: proteolysis. The transcript is spliced from 2 exons. NCBI's taxonomy places the organism in Eukaryota, Rhodophyta, Florideophyceae, Gigartinales, Gigartinaceae.
AUGCUCUCGUGGUGCAGAAACCUCUUGCUUCUUACAACGCUGCUUGUCUGUUCCGAAGCAUUCCACGAACUCCAUUACAUCGCUACCUUUAACACUUACCACCCUUUUUACAUCCAAGAGUCCCUCAUCACCUCGGCCCUCUCCCUACUUCCCCAAUCUACCUGGCACAUCCUCCCGCGCACCAACCUCGCCGCCCGCACCCUCCCCACCGACUUUGCCCUUUUCGAAUCCCCCGACCCUUCUGUCCUCCGAGAGCUUCGCUCCGCGCCCUUCAUCCGCUCCGUUACUUCAGAGGGGGAGCACGGCCGCCGGCUCCGCGCCUUCCUGCGCAACCAGACCUCCGACUUCGAGGAGCCCGACAUCGUCGACCCGGUCUCCAGACGCGCCCACCAUCGCGACAUACCUGGCAUCCACGCCUUCGGCGCAGGUCAACUCUGGCGUCUCGGCUUUACGGGCGAGGGCGUCAAAGUCGCCGUCUUUGACACCGGGCUCAUCUCGGAUCAUACAAACUUUGCCCACGUCGUUGAGCGCACAAAUUGGACAGAGGAAAACUCCACCGUCGACGUCGUGGGCCACGGCACUUUCGUCGCAGGCCUCAUUGCGGGUAGCCACCCGGCGUGCCCUGGGAUUGCACCGCACGCUUCGCUGUACGCUUUUCGCGUCUUUACCGGUGCCCAAGUCAGCUACACGUCCUGGUUUUUGGAUGCCUUCAACUAUGCUCUACAUGUCGGCAUUGACGUCCUCAAUCUCAGCAUCGGAGGGCCGGACUUCGCGGAUAGUCCGUUCACAGACAAGGUCAACGAGCUCACCGCGCACGGCGUCAUUGUCGUGAGCGCCAUUGGGAAUGAUGGGCCGCUGUGGGGAAGUUUGAACAACCCCGGAGAUAUGAUGGACGUCGUCGGCGUAGGAGGAGCCGAGCCAGAUGGGAGCAUUGCCAAGUUCAGCUCCCGUGGCAUGACCACCCACGAGCUGGAUGGAAUACAUGCAUCGUACGGGAGAGUCAAGCCCGACCUUGUUGCAUACGCCAGGUCGCUCGUCGGUCCCAGUCACAAGAACCUGCUGAGCUGUCGUAAAUUGAGCGGCACGUCUGUGGCGAGCCCUGUUGUGGCAGGAGCAAUCGCCCUAUUGGCUUCGACAGUGCCGAAGGAUCGCCGGCGAAGGGUUGUUAAUCCAGCGAGUAUUAAGAGAGCCCUGAUUCAGAGCGCGCGCAAACUGCGCAUGGCUUCCAUUUAUGAACAGGGCGCUGGAUUGCUUGAUAUUGGAGAUGCAUACGAUAUCAUACAGCAGAUUGACGCCGAAGUAUUGGCCGCAAUGAAGACAGAGCAGCUGCAGGGCAAAGGCCUCAACAUUGAAAGGAGCCUUGCCAGCAGAGACCCCAGCUUGGGUUUCUAUGACGAAGAUGAUGGAGAGAAUGCGAGCUCUAUCCCAGGACCCACCGCUGCUUUCUUUCCCUCCUUCUAUGACCUCACACCAGCUGGGUGCCCGCAAAUGUGGCCCCACUGCGCGCAACCGCUUUUUGCGGGAGGAAUGCCGAUGAAUCUCAACGCCACUGUGCUGAAUCCAGCUGGGGUUAGCGGAAGAAUUACAAACAUAACCUGGGUCGGAGGGCAGCACGGAGAAUUCUUGAAUGUUGAGGUAACAGCCCCAAAACGAUUUUGGCCCUGGGCAGCAGGGUUGGGUCUUCACCUUUCUGUGAAUGACUUACGUCAUAGGCUUACAAUGCCAAUAACGGCCUACGGAGUACUGCGAGUCCGAGUUGUCAGCGUGCACAAACAAACGCACUCAGACAUUGAGUUACCAAUCAAAGCCUCCAUAAUUCCACCCCCUCAACGAGAGAAGCGCCUCUUAUGGGACAUGUUUCACUCCAUCCGGUAUCCACCAGGAUAUGUACCGAGGGACAAUCUGGCGGAAGCCAAAGAUAUGCUGGAUUGGCUCGGGGAUCACCCCCAUACUAACUUCCAGAGAUUGUUUCAAGCAUUUCGAGAUGAAGGAUUUUACAUCGACAUUCUGGAAACACCAGUUACAUGUCUCUCUAAUGCGGAUUUGAAAAGGUACGGGGGACUCCUCCUGUUAGACUCUGAGGACGAAUUUUCUGCUCUUGAGAGAAGGUCUCUCCGUGAUCUAGUAACACAACAUGGACUAGCGCUAAUUGUAGCCGCUGAAUGGCACAACGCGGACAUAAUGCGAGAAAUUCGUUUUGAAGAUGAUAACACGCGGUCCUUGUGGAGCCCUAUCGUGGCAGGCGGAAAUGUACCUGCCUUGAAUGAUUUACUGAGUCCGUUCAGUAUUGCGUUCGGGGAUGCCGUCGUAAGCGGUAAUGUGAGAUUGCAGGGUCAAGCUUUUCGAGUUGAAAGCGGCGUUCCUAUCGUGAAUUUCCCCGAGGGCGGAGAACUCCUUUACGUCUCAGACCUUGCACUUCAUGAGUAUAAGACACGUCAGCACGAUUCAGUGCUCCCUGGCAAUCGCCUACCAGCAAUGCCGAUGCUUGGCCUGGUGAAAUGUGAAGCGGGGGCUGUGUUAUCUUUCGGAGAUACAAACUGCAUUGAUACUGCAUACAGAGGGGCCAAGUGUUAUCGUUUCUUCGUCGAAGCAGUAAGACACACAAUCUCUAAUUGCGCGGGAGUAGCAAACUGCGAAAAGAUGCUUCACGAGUCUCGAAUUUUGAGUCAAGCUUUGGUCCCAAAUUCUAAUUUUCUCCGGCAAAAGGCGGCGCCUCUGGCAAUCGGCUCUUAUGCGUUGCUACAGCCGCAUCGUUGGUUCGGAAGGCAUGGCCUCACUGAGACUGAACCGAACGGUGAACAGAGGCUUUGCAAUAUGCGAGACGAGCUCAAAACAUGGGCUGUUCUUAGUUCUGGUUCUCUCAGUCGAGUGAAAUUUCCACAGCAGAAGAAAGCCGAGCCGCUUGGUUCUGAUCUAAAUUACUUUCGCUCUUUCAGACAGUACGGGAUUGAGAUGCCGAACAGCCGAACGGGGCCCCCUCACGAUUAUCAGAACUCUUUGAACUCGUUAUUUUCAAGUACUCGCGUCCGACAUUUGCCGUUGCAAUCACGAAAUCGUGGUCUAUGUUUUCUUUUUACAGGCGUUGUCCUAAUAGCCUUUUCUUUUGUUUUAAGGAGGAAGGCUUGUUCUGGGCAGCAUCGAAUGUACCUGAAGCGACGCAACAAUCGACCUAGGCAACUAGUGCCAAGUGUUAGUGCCUUCCCCACAAACACGCCCCGCAGCCAUGCUUUGUCCAGCGUACUUAGCAUAGGUAGUUUAGACAGUCCUCGUCGUUGACGACUGAACACAAACGGCGAGGUAUGAUUUUUGCCUAACUUGUCCACAGUGAACAACUAAACUAAUACUACACAGUACUUCCUUUAUCGUUGAUGCCA